Messenger RNA from Cokeromyces recurvatus, 1006 nucleotides. RefSeq lists its product as uncharacterized. Lineage: Eukaryota; Fungi; Mucoromycota; Mucoromycetes; Mucorales; Mucoraceae. The record is from RefSeq and is a predicted model, not a curated record. The coding region runs from base 142 to 867 and encodes 241 amino acids. The transcript has 5 exons.
UCUUAACCGUGUUUAUACAUCAACAUAAUUGAAGCCAUUUUUCUUUUUUAAGAUUAAAUCGAUUGAAUAAGGCAUUUUUAUUUCUUUAUUUUUCUAAAGCAAUCAUAUUAUUCUUAUAAAAAUAUAUUUAUUUUUAUAAUCAUGUCGCGUUCAUCAUUGAUAAUUAAAUUUUUUAAUUUUCUUGUAAUUACGCUCCUAUUAGUGAGCCAUAUAACAACAGCACAAAAAGAAGAAAUAAAGGAGCAAGAAGCAAUAACUAAUACAAAUUUAACUGUAUAUCAUCAAAAAGAUGGUCAAUACAUUAAACGAGGCAUUAUUGUUGGUCUUCCUGGAGUACCAGAAUACCACCCUACAAAAAACGAAAUUGUUGAUUUUCAAAAGGGAUCAUUUUAUCAAAUCAAAGUAAAGGAUGAACGUACUGGGAAAAUAUAUAUACAGUCUGUGAAAAUGUGUCAAAUGGUAGAUAGUGAUUGGAAUGAUGAAUUUAUUUUACAUUUGGAUGAAAAUAAUAUCUUUUAUCAUGUUGAUUAUUAUGCCUCAUCAAAUGAUUGUUCUGAGGAAACUAUCAAGUAUCCUAUCACAACAAAACCUUUUACUUCUGUAAUAAGAGUAGUUCAACCAAUUGCUGGACCCAAGCCUUUAAUUGGUCACUUUGGUGGUAGUGCUUCUCAACAUAAAAAGACACAGUCCAAGUCAAAAAAGCCUACAGCUGUAAUUAAUGACGAAAUACCUGAACACACAGAGAUUGAAGAAAAAUCUUUCUUUCAAAAAUAUUGGUAUUUAAUUUUAGCUGGUAUGUUCUUAUUGACAAGUUUAGCUGGUUCUGCUCCUCCUGAAGAUUCUCCUUCUGCUAAUCGAAGAAGAUAAUAAUAAAAUCUGAAUUUAAAUGGGAUGAAGUCACAUCAAACCAUAGUAAUUUUUUUUUUUUUUUUUCAGUCCUGCUGUGUUUCUGUUCAAUAAAGCUUCACUGCAACGCGUAGACCGUGUUUUUUUUUCUUUUUUUUUU